Messenger RNA from Microbotryum saponariae, 405 nucleotides. NCBI's taxonomy places the organism in Eukaryota, Fungi, Basidiomycota, Microbotryomycetes, Microbotryales, Microbotryaceae. The record is from the annotation of a GenBank genome assembly.
AUGUCGUCCAUCUCUCACGCCGAAGCUCACCAGGAAGGUUCCGAGAACCAGCCCACGCGAUUCGAGGAAGGCAAGGAAGGCGCCCACGACUUGCUCGACAAGACCGAUGAGCGAUCCAUCGCCAACAAGGUUCGUCCUUGAUCUAUCUCUCUCAUCCUGACGUCACGCGAGGGGACCCGUCUUACUCGACGGAGUUUCUCUUUUCCUCAGCUCGCCGCUGCCGCCCAGAAGGAAAAGGAAGAGAAGGACGCCGACGCCGACAAGCCCAUGCCCACUGAGAUUGCCAGGUACGUUGAAAGUUUCAUUCAAAUCCUUUUUCACCCGAGACCAAAGAGAUUCAUCAUUUUUUUUCAAUACCUCUUGAUAAUCAGGUCCCACGGCAACGAGCCCUCGCGAGGAGCGUAA